Funneliformis geosporum is the source of this 370-nucleotide messenger RNA. The record is from the annotation of a GenBank genome assembly. NCBI's taxonomy places the organism in Eukaryota, Fungi, Glomeromycota, Glomeromycetes, Glomerales, Glomeraceae.
AAAGAAUUAUUUAAUAGCAACACAAAAACAAGAACUAAUCAAUAUCGAACGAAUAAUCAAAGAAAUCAACGAAGCUUGGAAUAAUGCGGAAGAUAGAAUUAAUAACGUUCUUCCAUAUCAUAUUCAACCUGAUUUCUUCGCAAAACUCAAAAGAAAUAUAAAACUCGAAGCCCGUCGAUUACAAAAGAAUUUAUCUAAAGAACAUGAAGCCGUUAGAUUAAUGAAUCUGAAUGGUGGAAAUAGUCUGGCAAAUUAUAGCAGAAUUGUACAAUUGCCACCAAAAGCAAUUCAAUUAUAUAUUUGUAUGAGAUCGAAUAAAUUCACAUAUAACCGGUGCUUGUUUUGCCAUAUUCGAAAAUAUUUUCAUUAA